AUGAAGAAAAGGAGCGUGGAGGAAAUCCUCGGUAGCGGCGUAUUUCCUGGACCAGGCGGCGAGGACGAUUUUCUGGAUCUUCCUCUUGAUCAUGGUCCUGGUGAUUGUGUACCACGCGGAGGUUAUCAAAGUGGGAAACUGUGCUCUACUUCCUCCUCCUCGAGACAUCAUGAUCGUUCAGAGGAUUUUUAAGGGUACUUAGUUGUUCACCAUCCCAAAUGGGGAGGGACUAUGCUAAGCUAAGUGGCGCCCCCCUUGAUUAUUUAAAGGUCUAAGUAGAAUAAGGGGGACGCAGGGCAUCCCGCUCGACUCGGUAUGGUGAAAAACUACCGCUAAGACCUGGACAAAUUCGGCCACAAGAAUUUACUAGAUCACGACGAUUUCUAUGAUGGAGGCGAAGCAGAUGAUGACGAAGACGACUAUUUUUAUCGAAGGAGGCCUGGAGCUGGAUCAGGCGGAAAAUUUUCCACGGCUGGCACAACUACAACUACAAAGAGAGCUACAACAGGGGAUCUAUCUACAAAGGGCUCAUCGUCGUGUAGUACGACUACGAGCAAGCCGAAACGUCCUGCACUGAAGGUUCUAAGUGAAGAAGAACUUGCUCAUUGGACACGAGGCUUCAAUACGACUGGCGUGAUUUUUGGGCAUCACUUUGGUGUAGGCCAUGAAGACGGCGGGCGGUUCGACGACGACUUCCCUCAAGAAGAGAGACUUCCUACGUUUGGUAAGUACAGGAGCAGGAAUAGUUUUGGGGACGGAGAGAGACUCACAUAUAACAAGUACGGG
This is a messenger RNA of Amoebophrya sp. A25, 786 nucleotides long. The record is from the annotation of a GenBank genome assembly. Lineage: Eukaryota; Dinophyceae; Syndiniales; Amoebophryaceae.